Messenger RNA from Mycotypha africana, 600 nucleotides. RefSeq lists its product as uncharacterized. The transcript has a single exon. The record is from RefSeq and is a predicted model, not a curated record. Lineage: Eukaryota; Fungi; Mucoromycota; Mucoromycetes; Mucorales; Mycotyphaceae. The annotation marks the transcript as partial.
ACUGCCCAAAGCGAUGGACAUGGUAUCACACUACAGUUUGUCAGACGAAAGGCUACUUCCGGUAAUACAAAGGCACUACUACAACUAGACGACUUCAAUCUCGUGGAAGUGGGUGAGUAUUUCCACCCAAUUACUGUUGAUCCUGGGCGGAAUGAAAUUUUUACAGCUGCGGUUGGCCUCAACAAUAUUAAUCACGAGAUACGCAGUUGCAGCAAAAGUGAAAAAGCCAACUUUGCGGGCUACACGAGGAGAAGCACUUAUUCGAAGAAAUUAAAAGAAAGGAAAGGAAUAACGUCCAUUGAGUCGUCGCUGCCUUCACCGAAGGUCGUGUCCAAAGAGGCCUAUAUUGUGUACUUGGAAUACACAUUGCAACAUCUGCAGACACUAUUUGACUUCUACAGCUUCAAAUCGGCCCAGUUCAACUUCAACAAUUACCAAGGCAAACAACGGGCAGAUGCUGAGGUAGCUAAUGUGCUAAUUGACGGCGGUCGCAAGUAUAAUAGGAGGAAAAGAAAACAUACAAACAGAAACAAGAAAAUGAAAAGACGACUGAAGAAUGGCCAGAAGAAGACAAUUAGAAGCAAAGUUAAAAAGACAAAA